UUACAUUUUAUAUAAUCUAUAAUAUAAAAAUGAAUCGCAAAAUAUGUUGUCCAAGGAUGGUUUUUACGGCGAGAAAAAUUCGAAUAAUUUCCGGGAAAACCCUAAAACAGCCCUUUUCUUUUUCCCAUACAAAUAUUGCGCGUUCGUGUGUGUGGUUGUUCGCGUUGGAGGAUCUAAUGCGUUCACACAAAAGUGAUAAUAUCGUGAACUCGACCAAAUUGAAAAGUCAAAACAUUUUCAGAACGCGACAUAAAUUACAUCAGUUUUCACGUCGUUGCAUCUGUCAAACAAACCGCGUUAAAAAGCAUUUAUUAUCUUUAAUGUUAAUAAUAAUAAUAAUAAUAGAUAAUUAAUUAUCUCUAUGUUUUGUUAUUGAAGAACCCUCUUUAUAAAUAUAUGUCACCUUUAGGUUCCCACUAUCCCUUAAGAUUAUUUUUCAAUCAG
Messenger RNA from Anastrepha obliqua, 444 nucleotides. RefSeq lists its product as uncharacterized. The coding region runs from base 30 to 353 and encodes 107 amino acids. Lineage: Eukaryota; Metazoa; Arthropoda; Insecta; Diptera; Tephritidae. The transcript is spliced from 3 exons. The record is from RefSeq and is a predicted model, not a curated record.